Molecule: messenger RNA, 3108 nt
Organism: Pteropus alecto (black flying fox)
Lineage: Eukaryota; Metazoa; Chordata; Mammalia; Chiroptera; Pteropodidae
Gene: DVL1
Product: dishevelled segment polarity protein 1
Exons: 15
Coding region: 35-2134 (699 amino acids)
Biological process (GO): intracellular signal transduction; canonical Wnt signaling pathway
Cellular component (GO): cytosol
Molecular function (GO): frizzled binding
Source: RefSeq, a predicted model, not a curated record
GCGCGGGCCCCGCGCCUGCCGCCGCCGCCGCGCCAUGGCGGAGACCAAGAUCAUCUAUCACAUGGACGAGGAGGAGACGCCGUACCUGGUCAAGCUGCCCGUGGCGCCCGAACGCGUCACGCUGGCCGACUUCAAGAACGUGCUCAGCAACCGGCCGGUGCACGCCUACAAAUUCUUCUUCAAGUCCAUGGACCAGGACUUCGGGGUGGUGAAGGAGGAGAUCUCUGCCGACAAUGCCAGGCUGCCCUGCUUCAACGGCCGCGUGGUCUCCUGGCUGGUCCUGGCCGAGGGCGCCCACUCGGAUGCAGGGUCUCAGGCCACUGACGGACACACGGACCUGCCCCCGCCUCUGGAGCGGAUGGGCGGCAUCGGGGACUCCCGGCCCCCCUCUUUCCACCCAAAUGUGUCCAGCAGCCGUGACGGGAUGGACAAUGAGACCGGCACCGAGUCCAUGGUCAGCCACAGGCGGGAGCGAGCCCGACGCCGGAACCGUGAGGAGGCUGUCCGGACCAACGGGCACCCGAGGGGGGACCGGCGGCGGGACCUGGGGCUGCCCCCCGACAGUGCGUCCACUGUGCUGAGCAGUGAACUCGAGUCCAGUAGCUUCAUCGACUCAGACGAGGACGGCAGCACCAGCCGGCUGAGCAGCUCCACGGAGCAGAGCACGUCCUCCCGGCUCAUCCGGAAGCACAAGCGGCGGCGGCGGAAGCAGCGCUUGCGGCAGACGGACCGUGCCUCCUCCUUCAGCAGCAUCACGGACUCUACCAUGUCCCUGAACAUCAUCACUGUCACGCUCAACAUGGAGAGGCACCACUUCCUGGGCAUCAGCAUCGUGGGCCAGAGCAACGACCGGGGUGACGGUGGCAUCUACAUCGGCUCCAUCAUGAAGGGCGGGGCCGUGGCUGCGGACGGCCGGAUCGAGCCGGGCGACAUGCUGCUGCAGGUGAACGACGUCAACUUUGAGAACAUGAGCAAUGAUGACGCUGUGCGGGUGCUGCGGGAGAUCGUGUCGCAGACGGGGCCCAUCAGCCUCACAGUGGCCAAGUGCUGGGACCCAACUCCCCGGAGCUACUUCACCAUCCCGAGGGCUGACCCGGUGCGGCCCAUCGACCCGGCCGCCUGGCUGUCCCACACGGCGGCGCUGGCCGGAGCCCGGCCCCUGUACGGUACGAGCCCCUGCUCCAGCGCGGUCACACGCACCAGCUCCUCCUCACUGACCAGCUCUGUGCCCGGCGUGCCACAGCUGGAGGAGGGGCCGCUGACAGUGAAGAGUGACAUGGGGGCCGUGGUCCGGGUCAUGCAGCUGCCAGACUCCGGCCUGGAGAUCCGCGACCGAAUGUGGCUCAAGAUCACCAUCGCCAACGCUGUCAUCGGGGCGGACGUGGUGGACUGGCUGUACACGCACGUGGAAGGCUUCAAGGAGCGGAGGGAGGCACGCAAGUACGCCAGCAGCAUGCUGAAGCACGGGUUCCUGAGGCACACAGUCAACAAGGUCACCUUCUCUGAGCAGUGCUACUACGUCUUCGGGGACCUGUGCAGCAGUCUCGCCGCCCUGACCCUCCACAGCGGCUCCAGUGGGGCCUCGGAUCAGGACAUGCUGGCCCCACUGCCCCACCCGGCUGCCCCCUGGCCCCUGGGCCAGGGCUACCCCUACCAGUACCCGGGGCCCCCGCCCUGCUUCCCGCCCGCGUACCAGGACCCCGGCUUCAGCUACGGCAGCGGCAGUGCUGGGAGUCAGCAAAGCGAAGGAAGCAAAAGCAGCGGGUCCACCCGGAGUGCGGGCGGGAGCAGCCGGCGGGCCCUGGGCCGAGAGAAGGAGCAUCGGGGGGCUGGAGCUGGAGGCAGUGGCAGCGAGUCAGACCACACGGCCGCAAGUGGAGUCGGGGGCAGUGGCUGGCGGGAGCGUCCAGCGAGUCAGCUCAGUCGUGGCAGCAGCCCGCAUAGCCAGGCCUCGGCGGCCCCGGGGCUCCCCCCACUGCAUCCCUUGACGAAGGCGUACUCAGUGGUGGGCGGGCCACCUGGGGGGCCUCCCGUCCGGGAGCUGGCCGCUGUCCCCCCAGAGCUGACAGGCAGCCGCCAGUCCUUCCAGAAGGCCAUGGGGAAUCCCUGUGAAUUCUUCGUCGACAUCAUGUGACCGAGGAGCAUGCCUGCAGCCUGGCCUCACAGUGCCUGCAGCGGGGCACAGCCUCUGGAGCUGGUUCCGGCCUGCCUUGGUGGUGGCUGACCUGAGCAGGCCAGCCUGUGCUUCCAUGUGCACAAGGAGUCAUGCCGUGGGGUCCAGGGAGGGACAGAGAGGGGGCAGGCUGGAGGAGAGGGGCUAGGGGUGGCCCUGGCCACCACGAUCCGGACCGGGCAGCCGUCGGCUCCUGGUCAGAGCCGUGUCCACGCAGGCCUGGUGGGCAUGUGUCUGUCUCUGCUUGGGCGGGUCUCACCUGCCCCCUGGGCGCACGCCUUAGGGCCCCCCCCAGUCAGCCACACUGCACAGGGCCCCAGGCCGAGCUGAGAGGCGGCCGCUGGGCCUGGCCCACUCCUCGCCCAGUUCUCAGGCCCCGCCCGCCUUGCCCAGGCUGGGGGCAUCCCGGGGGGUGGGACUGGAGCCUGCAGGCUCCACUGUGUCUCCACAGGAGGGGAUAAUUUAUUUAUUUAUUGCUUGGCCUGUGUCCUCUGGGGGAGGUGGCGGCUAAGCCAGCCCCCCCCCCAACACACACCCGGUUGGAGCAGAGUUUCAGUGUCCCCCCGCCACCGGGUCUCAGAGCAAAUGCAGGGACACAGGUGGUGUCUGAAAGUAUGUGGGAGGGUCGGCGAGAGGAAGAUGGCAGAGGGACGUGUUUCAGCCGGCAGGAGGAGGGGGGCGCGGCCCGGAGGGGCACGGGCGCAGAUGCAGACAGCUGCUGCAGGGCAAGGUCCGGCGGGGAGGGGUGGCCAGCCUGCCCUCGCGUGCUGUUCUCAGGUGACCACACGCCCACACACGCCACUUCCUUCCCAGUGUCUCUGGCCUGCACGUGUCUGCACUGUAGAUACUGUAUCAAGUCAGAGCUUCAUCUGGAUAGUUGAUAGAGCUGCUUCUGUGUAAAUGCUAUUUUAAACACUAAAAAGCAUUUAAUUUAA